AUGGACGCCGCCGCAUGGUCCAAGGACGCUCAACUGCCUUCGCUGCGUAGUCCUGAAGCCAUAAGCGACUCUGAGGAUGAAUCCACUGGUUACCUCGACGAGAGUGGAAGCAGCAGACUUACGUGCUGGAUCUGCCAUGAAGGAGACGAAGAGGAUCCACUCGUAUCCCCCUGCAGCUGCUCUGGCACCAUGGGCUUCGUGCACGUGUCUUGUCUGGAACACUGGCGGAACGAGCAGAACGUAGGCUACUGCGAGCUCUGCGGUCAGCCUUUCCACGUGGCGGCCCAACCCAAAAGCAUGUUCUGGUUCCUCCACUAUGUUUGGCAGAGCGAGGGGCACCAGAGACUCGCAUUGCUCAGCGACCUAUUCUACUUGGCCAUGGUGACGUCAGCCAUAGUGUUCUCCUUGGUCAUGCUGGUGGCAGCGUUGGGAGGGAUUCAGUCGGAGGGUGUUGUGUGGCGAUUCGCCAUCGUAGUUUUAGUAGGCAGCGCCUUCCUUGCUUACUGCUUGCAAUGUUCGUUCCAAAUGGUGCGCAAUCAGUACCAUUCGUUCUCGACGUGGCAUUUUGCAAACCCAGCGCGCCGGUUCGUGGCGGAGCCUUCGGUCAGAGAAGUGAAUGUUGGCCAGACAGAACGCAACGACGCGCGGGAAGCCGGCGAACCAUCGACGUGCGAUAGGCGUUGUCUCCGCUAG
This is a messenger RNA of Dermacentor andersoni, 693 nucleotides long. NCBI's taxonomy places the organism in Eukaryota, Metazoa, Arthropoda, Arachnida, Ixodida, Ixodidae. The record is from RefSeq and is a predicted model, not a curated record.